AUGCUUCAUUAUAUUAUUUUCCUCGCUUUUUUGUCUGCUGUGCAGACAGCUCCUACAGCAGGUCUCAGGAGUAGGGCAUCAAUCUCCGCUCUAGGGCAGCCAGCCAUCUCAGCGUUCACGCCAUACACCCAUUACGCCAGCACUGGCUACUGCAAAGCGUCUGAGACACUCACUUGGACCUGUGGUGUGAAUUGUCAAGCAAAUCCAGAUUUUGAGCCCAUCGCGUCCGGAGGCAAUGGUGACACUAUACAAUUUUGGUUUGUAGGAUAUGAUCCCUCCCUAAGCUCAGUGAUUGUUUCGCAUCAGGGAACAGAUCCUGAAGAGAUCUGGUCGCUCGUCACAGACGCAAAAAUCGUCCAAGUAAAGCUUAAUUCUACUCUGUUCCCGGAGUUAAGCUCCGACAUUGAGGUGCACGACGGAUUCGCAGACGAACAUGCGAAGACAGCGACGGAUGUUCUCUCGGCUGUGCAAAGUGCGAUGUCCAAGUAUGGCGCAAAGGACGUUACACUCGUGGGACAUUCCUUAGGUGCUGCUAUUGCGCUUCUUGAUGCUGUCUACCUUCCACUGCAUAUUCCUGGUGCAUCAUUUAAGUUCGUUGGCUACGGACUGCCCCGGGUUGGCAACCAAGCUUUUGCAAACUACGUUGAUGCCCAAUCAACUUCCGUGACCCACAUCAAUAACGAGGAGGACCCAAUUCCAAUAGUCCCGGGUAUGGAUCUAGGUUAUGUGCAUCCCUCGGGCGAACUACACAUCCAGGAUUCGGGGGAGUGGACACAAUGUCCUGGGCAGGACAACCCGAGUAAGCAAUGCAUAGUUGGCGACGUCGCGAACCUCCUAGAUGGAAACCUUUCCGACCACGAUGGUCCUUACAAUGGCAUCACGAUGGGCUGCUAG
Messenger RNA from Fibroporia radiculosa, 894 nucleotides. RefSeq lists its product as uncharacterized. Lineage: Eukaryota; Fungi; Basidiomycota; Agaricomycetes; Polyporales; Fibroporiaceae. The coding region runs from base 1 to 894 and encodes 297 amino acids. Gene Ontology annotation, biological process: lipid metabolic process. The transcript is spliced from 6 exons. The record is from RefSeq and is a predicted model, not a curated record.